GUGGGGCGGAGAGUGUGGGGUAUGAGGGUGGACUGCGUUCAUUAAUCGUUUUCACAAAUAAAUUCCCUUUGGCUGCAGAAUGUCGCUGGCGUGUUAGCAUGUAGAGACUCAUACAACAGACAACACAUGCAUGUGGCCCAUCCUGUCACCGCCCUGCCUUCAUAUUUUUCCAAACAGCACCCUGACAGGCCAGCUGGGCUUAUGUGAAAUACAGCAGGAUUCAGUGGCAGUCAUGAAACUUUUAGUGAUGGGAGGGGGUUGGGGGGGGGGAUCAUGUUCCUCAUGCAUCCUGGGAAUCAAUUAUUAAGCGUUUGUCAAAUGCCCCCCAUCCGACGGGCUCCUUCUGCACUGGCCGCUGCUCCCACCUCACCUUCGGGACGAAUUCGCCUGACAAAAACCAACCGCAUCAUGCGAUCUAGGGUCACUCUCGUUUAUCUGCUCUGUGCUUUUGGCAGAACAGCUUCCAAAAAAGGGGUGAAAUGUGGGGGCAUCCUGUCAGCGCCCGUGGGCAACGUGACCAGCCCCAACUUCCCGGGCCUGUACCCAUACAGCACAGAGUGUUCCUGGCUCAUCGUGGUGGCUGAGGGCUCCUCCGUACUGCUCACCUUUCACCAUUUCGAGCUGGAGUACCACGCCGACUGUGCCUACGACUAUAUCAAGAUCUACAACGGCGUGGCUGACGACGAGGGCAACCUGCUCGGCAAAUUCUGCGGGGACAUCUGGCCUCCACACUUCACGUCCUCCUGGAACGUCAUGUCCAUUAUCUUCCGCUCUGACCGGCACGUGGCACACAGGGGUUUUGCCGUCGGAUACCGGAAAGACAUGUGUGGUGGAGUCCUAACUGGGCUGUCAGGCACCAUUUCCAGUCCGGGCUACCCCUUAGAGUACAGCAACAAUGCAGACUGCUCCUGGACUAUUCACGUGUCCAACCGCACUGUGGUCACCCUGGUCUUCAUCGACUUCCAACUGGAGAACAACCAAGGAUGCAACUUUGACUUUGUGGCCCUGUUUGAUGGGCCCACUGUCACCCACAGGCACCUGGGGAACUACUGUGGGAACAGCAUCCCACCAAACACCGUCACCACCUCCAACCAGCUGCUGGUGGUCUUUAAGUCUGAUUUCAACAUUGGAGGAAGAGGAUUCAAGGCCUACUACUACUCGGGAGAAUGUCAGCAGGUCCUAAGCAUGAUUAGAGGGAACUUCACUAGCCCACACUACCCUAGCAUCUACCCCAACAACAUCCACUGCCACUGGACCAUCUCACUGGCACCUGGCUACCGCGUCAAGCUUUUCUUCACCAGCAUGGAUCUGGAAGACAGGAACAGCCUGACAGAUGAAUGCGACUAUGAUUCGGUGGCAGUGCAUGAUGGGAGCAGUGAGUCGGACAACGUGCUGGGCCGCUGGUGUGGGUUCGAGAAGCCUCCGUCGUUGCUGUCUACGGGAAACAAGCUACUGAUCGUCCUCAGCAGCGACCGCAAUGCGGCCUACAGGGGCUUCUCUGCAGCAUACACGGGGGUGGUGCCCAUCAAUGUCAGCUGCACCAGGACAGAGUUCCAGAUCCAGAUAUCCAAGCAGGCUCUCCCACAGCUGGAGCAUGACAGCAUUUACCUGGGGAACCCCUCCUGUCCAGCACAGAUGACAGCCUCUGAGUACAAGAUCUUGGCGCGCUUUGUUAACUGUGGCACAGCUGGCCAGAAACGCAGGAACAUCACGGUGCUGGUAAAUACCCUGUACAUCGACCUGUCUGACGGCAAGCAGGGGGACAUGCAGGAGUACGAGCUGCUGUGUGACGCACAGAGGAAGAUGGCAUCAGCAAGCAUUGUAACAGCCGAGGAACGGGAGCGGCUGAAUGAGCUAGCGAGGCGUGCGGAGGGGGCCGCCCACACUGGGGAGGGCCAGGCCGAGGAAGCCCCACCCCACGACACCAGCGACAUCGUCUUCAUCAGCAUCUGCGUGCUGGCCGUCAUCCUCAUGGUGAUAGCUAUCGUAUGGCUGGUUCUGCUCUAGCGUGCCCCCCUCAGGAAGUGAGCGUAGCUGCGAAGGCCCUUUGAAAUUAAUUUUUUUAAAAAGUGGCAGGUGAUACAACUUUGAUGGUCUCUGAUUUAUUACUAUCGUAAGCUUUUUUACCCUUGAUUAGAUGACAGGGUGGAUCCCAGUGUCAGCUUUCCUGGUUUUGUCAACAACAGAGAGUGCAUGCAAAUGUGUGUUUGUGUGUGAGAGAGAGAGAGAGAGCAUAGGGUGGGCUCUGACUGAACCAGUACCUACUGAAAGAGGGAUGGAUGAAGUAUGACCAGACUGCCUACUGAUGGACAUGUGAUGGGUCUUGGACUUUCCAUCCAAGGUGAUUGGGUUUUCCAUCCAGUCCGCAAUCAGUAUUAAAAGCUGGAUUUAGCUCAAAACAACUUAAGUAUCUCUCUCAAAAAUGUCAUCAUUUUCAUAAUUGGUACAGUGAAUUAUGCAGUGAAUUUCAUGAGAA
Molecule: messenger RNA, 2476 nt
Organism: Brienomyrus brachyistius
Lineage: Eukaryota; Metazoa; Chordata; Actinopteri; Osteoglossiformes; Mormyridae
Gene: cdcp2
Product: CUB domain containing protein 2
Exons: 6
Coding region: 274-2007 (577 amino acids)
Source: RefSeq, a predicted model, not a curated record